This is a messenger RNA of Aspergillus ibericus CBS 121593, 970 nucleotides long. Its product is annotated as N-terminal L-serine N(alpha)-acetyltransferase NAT4. Gene Ontology annotation, cellular component: nucleus. The transcript has 2 exons. NCBI's taxonomy places the organism in Eukaryota, Fungi, Ascomycota, Eurotiomycetes, Eurotiales, Aspergillaceae. Gene Ontology annotation, molecular function: histone H2A acetyltransferase activity; protein N-terminal-serine acetyltransferase activity; histone H4 acetyltransferase activity. The coding region runs from base 128 to 946 and encodes 272 amino acids. The record is from RefSeq and is a predicted model, not a curated record.
CACAAUCAAAUCCCUCAUCAGCAAAGCAAAAGAAUAAGACACCCUACAUACCUCCCUCCCUCCCAUAGAAAAGCAAUCCAAUCCAAUCCCAUCCGAAACAAAAAUCCACCACAAAGACAAACCAAAAAUGUCCCCCACCAUCCAAGAAGGCCGAAUAACCAAGAAAACCACUACUCCUACACGUCGGAAACGCGUCCGCGGAAAAGAGCAAAUGCCGAAGACACGAAACGGCUCUACCAUCGAAUACAAUGAUAAAAAGCAGUAUCAUUAUAAACUCCCACUGGUUGAAAGGACCAAUUUACUUGGUAUUCGGGAUUUUGCAGAGAGAUAUAUCCCCGAGGAAGGGCUGAGGUAUAUAGGUCGUGGGUUGGGGUCUGAUGAUGUUGAAGGUGAACGAGAACAGAAAGAGUACAAAAUAUCUGUUCACGACCCAUCCACUAUCCCAGAUACAGACCUGAACCAAUGCUUUAAGCUCAUCGAGGAGACAUCUUCAGCUGCAUAUCAAGCUUCCUCGACGGGGUGGUCGCCGACCAAGAAACGGAAGGAGAUGAAACUGCCUGAUAUGAAGUAUUUGGUUGUUCGUCGGGAGGGGGACGAACAUGGCGAAGGGGAGGACGUGGUCGGGUUCAUAUCAUUCAUGAUCACGUAUGAGGAUGGGAAGGAGGCGAUUUACUGCUAUGAGGUUCAUUUGUCGCCGAGUGUGCAGGGACAGGGGUUGGGGAAGUGGCUCAUGCUUAUGUUGUUGGAGAUUGGGAGACGAGUGGGAAUGGAGAAGGCCAUGUUGACCGUGUUUAGGUCGAAUGGGGUCGCGCAGAGGCUUUAUGCUGCGCUGGGGUUUGAGACGGAUGAGUAUAGUCCGCGGCCGAGGCGGUUGAGGAAUGGGACGGUUAAGGAGCCGGAUUAUAGGAUUAUGUCUAUGAAGUUGGACGGGGGUCCGUAUGUAUAAGGGGUCUGGGGCCAGGAAAUGAGG